This is a messenger RNA of Rhopilema esculentum, 5758 nucleotides long. Lineage: Eukaryota; Metazoa; Cnidaria; Scyphozoa; Rhizostomeae; Rhizostomatidae. The record is from RefSeq and is a predicted model, not a curated record.
CUCAAAAGUUUUGUCCGUCAAAUGGCAUAAAAGGACAAAGCUGCAAAGGAAAGUCAACGUCUUUGGACGAAAGACCAAAAAGUCAACAUGAAGUUUCUGGUCCUUCUCUCCUGCAUCGCCUUGGCUGCCGCUGAGCGUAGCUACAGCAUCUAUGGUGGUUACAAAGAGCAAGGAAAGUAUGUUUAUCACUACGAAGCAUUCCUGUACCCUUCGGCUGUUCCAAAUUUGGAGAAACACGUGGCAAAGAUCCAUAUCAACGGAACAGUUGAGCUGCACAUCAUGAAGAAUGAAAAAGCUAUUCUGACGGUCAAGGACAUCAGCAUCUACGAAUGCCUUUCAGACCCCAAAAACAUGAGUGGGGUAAAUGAAAGGUUUUCAGAAUUCAGCACCAAAGUGAGCCGCCCACACCUGAUGAAGCCAAUCAAAUUUGGCUACACCAACGGACUGGUACAGCAAGUCUUUGCACCAGAAGACGACCCAUCCUGGUCUGUAAAUAUAAAGAAAGGUAUCCUCAAUAUGUUGAGCGUUGAUGUCCAAGGCAAGGAUCAAGAGACCGGUCUCAAAGAUUUCUUCAACAAAGAAGAGGCCACAAUUCUUGGUAUCUGUCAGACAUCCUACAGCCACAAGUACUUUGAAGUUGUUGAUGCUCGCCAAGUCAGAAAAAGAAUUGGAAUGAAUUUCACAAAGACCAUUGAUUUUGAGAACUGCACUGGUUUGAACUAUGACGUUUAUAACAAAAAUGUGCAAGGAACCAACCCAGAUCAGGACUCGAACCCACUGAAGACAACAGCAACGAUCAAGUACAAUAUAACUGGAACUGAAACCCAAUUCAAGAUUGAAGGUGUCACUGCCAAGGGUGUCUAUGUUCUAUACCCAUUCUCCAAACAAGAAGAGGGGAUCCCAACUGAAUCGGUUCAAAGACUUGUUCUCUUGAAAGAAGGUGUCAGCCAUUUUGAAAGCGAAUACCCACAUCAUCUUGCAUGGAACCAACGUGGAAAACUAAUGAUGGAAAUGCCAUCCUUUCACAAGCCAGAGGUUAUCCCACCACUUUCACAGAGCGAACGGGACAACAAAGCAACCUACAUCUGCAACGCUAUCAAAAGAUUCUCAUCAUUGAUUCCAAAGGGAAAGCCAGUCCAGAGUGUAAUCCUUCAGCCUGAAAUCUCAACCAUUUUCAUGCAAGUUGUCAACAAUCUGAGAAUGUGUGAUCUCGUCACGUUGUCUGGAGUGUUUGCAAAGUGUGCAGAUGCAGACUCCAGAAGCUGGUUAGUACGUAGUAUGAGGAUGUGUCAUACAGAGACAUGCCUGGAGUUCAUGCGAACAAAAGUGGAAAAGCUUACAGACGAGCACAUUACAUCCUAUUUGAUAGGAAUAAGUUUUGUUGGUCAGCCCACACGUUCAAUUGUCGAUAAAAUGGAAAAGUUUUGCAGCAUACCAAAAAUUUCCAACAAUGCACAACUUAAAAAAGCUUGCCUGAUCACCUCAAGCAACAUUGCCCAAGGAUACUGCAAAGUGAACCCAAUCUGCACUUCAUGGAUUGAGAACGCAAUCAGGGACGCCUUGCAAAAGAUAUCUAAGCCAGAAUGCUACCAGAAUAUUGAAAACUGCCAGCCAAUCAAGGGCCUUACUGUUCACACUGUUGUGUCGAUUGCUGAGAAUCAUGGACGACCAUCCUACUUGGCUGCCCUUGAAAGCAUCAUCUUCCAUCCCGAAGUGCCAACCAGUGUCAAAAUGCACGCCAUUAACUGUCUCAGGCCAAUUAUCAGACAGUCACCAAGAAGGGUGCAAAUUGUGCUCUUAAGGCUGUUCCGUGAUUUCAAAUACGACAGCCAGAUGCGCACUCUUGCUCUCUCGGUAAUAAUGGAGAACCCCCAUCCACACCUUAUCCAGCUUUGUGCCCGCCAGAUCUAUGUUGAGCCAAGCUUGAACAUCAGGAAAUUUGCCCAUGAAUUGUUCACUCAAUGCAGUGAAUCAGUGAUCAAAUAUAACAUAACUAUUCGUCACACAUGCAAAUCAGUCCUGAAACUCUACACCAAGUCGUACUUGCCUUCUCAAAUGGCACAGUACCGCAGUCUUCACAUGAACGGCCAACUGGAAAACCAAAGGCUCAACCUUGCCAGCGAACUUGAAGGAAGUUGGAUUGCAAACAACAACAGCUACAUCCCCAGAUACUCUCAAGCUAGACUAAGAGCAUCGAUUCUCGGAAGGAAGUUUGAGGUUUUUGAUUCUGUAAUGUACAUGCAAGGCAUCCAGGACUAUAUAAACUGGCUCAUCCAUUCAAUGCAAGAAUACAUCCAGCCACAACCAGAAGAGCUGCGCGAAAUCAAGAAGAAGAUUUAUGAUAUUACCCAAAGGACUUUCCAUGUUCCAAAAGACCCAGAGGAACUUCUUUAUGAAGGACGAUUGAGGCUAUUCGAUAAGUUGGUCAGUGUUCAAAACAUCACAUUGAACAAGACUAGUGACUUUACUGAGCAGCUGUACUCGCACCUACCCCAGAUACUUGAGGUAUUCAAGCAGUUGAAGGAAGGAAAAACCUGGUUGUGGUCACAGCCCUUCAUGGUGGUUGAAACUAUUUACCGAGUCCCAUCACUUUGUGGUGUCCCAUUGGUUUUCAACAUGACAUCAAUGGCUCUGCCAUAUUUGCGAACCAACAUUAAACUUGAAACAACCCCUGAAAUCAAGUCACCAAUCUCUCUGAUCCGUAAAAAAUUGCAAGAAAUCAAAAUUUCUGGAAUCCAGCAAGUAAGCUCUCUUGCUGAAGUCAGAGGAACAAUAAAGUAUAGCCUGCCAUUCAUCGAAGUUGGUGCUCAGUGCAGGAAAGUCAUGAAUAUGUCAACACAUAUGGAAGGCUCCAUGAAGUAUAACUUCAAAACUGGAGAAUACAAUGAGCACAUUCAAAUGCCAAAGGAUAUGAGGGAAGUGUUUUUCUUCAACAUGGAAGCAUAUCAUUACAUCAAGACAACCAAGGAACCAAUGCGAAAGUUGGAUUUCGAACCAGAUCAAUUUGGCAGGGUCCAAAUCAUCAAUGUCACGCAACCCUGUGAAGGCCAUUGCAGAGCAGAAGAAUGGAUCAUUCGAACAACCACUGGCAAGUACUUGUCUGUGCAAGAUGGCAAAAUCGUCUUGAAACCACAGCCAUUCAAGUUCAAAGUUAUUUUCCACGGAGUCAACCGAAGAAUCAUCAGCCUGUAUGUACCAGGCCAGGGUUACGUUGUCAUGUCAAAGAAGUCGCCAUGCCUGUUCGUGAAGCCAACCUCAAAUGGAAAAUACUUCAUUGUAGAUUAUGAGAACUUGCAAAACACAUUGAUCAAAGCUCUCGUGCAUUUAGAGAAGGUUCCAGAAGGCUGGGGAUUGCCAUCAUCAGAUGAAAUACAGGAAAUCAAAAAUGCAGGAAGCCUGUUUAUGCAAGAGCAAGUUGUUAUCACUGGAGAAGAGUACAUUGAAAGAGAACUGAUUGAACCUUCAAAGCAGUAUGUGAGAAUGGCCUACCUUGCACUGACAGAUGCCCCUAAAGUCUGCGUAACUCCCAAGAGACAACAAGCACUGAACUUCACCACUGAACGUCAAACAAACUUUACAACCCUGCUCGACAGAUACUCGUACUCGAACCGCUCCUGCAUUGGCCAGCCAUGGGGCUUCAACCUUUGCUUGCACGGAUACUUCCCAGUAAGCAUUGCCCGCUCACCAAUUAGCUUGUUAUGCAGUCCAUCAAAGUUCAGAGUAACUUGCAGACCCGAUAACACCACCAAAGUUUCUUCUAUCGACACUCGUAUAACCUUGGUCAAGAACACAACAACUGAAUGGACAUACAAAUCUGUCACAAGAUUGACUGGAACAACCAAAACCAUCACUGCAAAUGUCAACUUCCGACGAACAGACAAUAAGUUCCAGCUGAAAGUUACCCCAUCUGAUCCAAUGCUCUUGAGAAUGAAGAAACUUUGCUAUGAUGAGCAGUUCCAACCUGACAAUUACUCACUAAGAGUCAGUGUUGACGACAAGGAAUGCAAGAAGGUCCAUCUCAAAGCCGACUUCCUCGCACCAAAGCAGCUUCCACGUCACCAAAUGGCCUUCCGAUACAACUUCACCACUGAAGGCAUUCCUAGUUUCUGGCGCCAAGCUUUGUGGUACACAGAUCUCUUUGUUAUGAGACCAAUCUUGCGAUACUCCAGUGACUACUGGUACAGCAACAUGACGGGAUAUCAGAACCUGACCCGAUGGAACUUCAAUGCCACCAUCAAUGGCACAACCUACUUGCAAUAUCUACUUACAAGCAAUGAUACUUUGACUUACAAAAUUGUCUCACCAACUGAAGUUUGGGUUUGGGAAAAAAUCAAGAUGAAUUCCUUUGCAAACAGUCUCCCAAAAGGAUCUAAACACAUCCCAGUUGUAACUAAGCUCACUUGGGGCGGAAACACAGCUUGGUGCCGUCAGAGAAACUCUACCUUCAUUACCUAUGAUAAGAAGGUUUACAAUUAUACAAUGAAACGAGGUUGUGACCACGUGCUCAUGCGCAGCUGCUACAGAAACAUGACACAGUUGAUGGUUUUGGCAGCUACGUCUGGACCAGAGGGAUCAUUGAGCAAGAAAGUCACCACUCUUGUUGAUACCUACGAGAUUGAAUUUAUUCCUGGCAAACAAUACACUGACCAGCCAAUUGUAAAGAUAAAUGGCAAACAGAUAUCUUUGGCAGAUGAUAAAUACGAGAUUCAGAAAGAAGGAAAACCAUGCUUAGUCAUUGUUUGGGAACCCGAAAUCAAAUCAAUGUCUCUGUGGCAUCGACAAACAGGACUUGUUGUUUUACUGCGAAAUGGCUACUCAGUUCACACCACUGUUGGCCCAAUGCUGUUUGGCAAAGUUUGCGGAAUGUGCGGAAACUUCAACGGGGAGCAAAGGUUUGAGUUCAGAACACCAGAAGGAAAGCUAAUCCGUGACGUACAGAAACCAAAACUGUACGAUCCAGAGCUUGCAUUCUAUGAAGAACGCCACUUUGGGAACAGCUGGAUUGUCCCAGGAAGAAAAUGCGCUAAGGGAGAAUGCAACUUCAAACGUGAUUUCGUCAAGGUUGAGCAACAGAACAAGUACUGCCUAACCAAAAUAAGAGUGCCCCAAUGCCAGACCAAAUGCACCACAAAAACAAAGGAAGACCUGAAAGCUCCAGUUAUCUGUGUUGCAAAGAAUGAAUCUUCACAACUGCAUAGUCAGCUGGUGUCAGGACAGCCACUCACACUGGCCACUGCCACUGACCACUUGUUGCCAGUCAGUCUGCCAAUUGAAUGCAACUGCCCUUGCAAAAACAGGUCAAAGUUUUUUAAAGGGGAAGACGAAGACAAGGACGAUUUUGCUAGUGGUGAUGGAGACUACAAGGGAAAAAAGGAAGAUUAUGAAAGAAACGAUUUCCCCUUCAAUUUCUACGAUUUAUUGUUUUAAAAACUCUAAGAAUAAGACUUCAUAAGAUAUGAUUAGCUAUACUCUUUGUUACAUGCUUUUUACGCAAUUAUCCUAACUUGUACAAACCCACGUUUGCCUUGCUGAAAUUAGCUGCUUUGUAAGAAUUUGAAAGGGAAUCAUUUUCAAAGUUCCUUGUAAAAUAGUGAGGCAUUUUGACAAUUAAUGUUUAUUUUAACUUUUUUUUCAAGAUACGAGCAUUCAGCUUUGCAAAAGUGGGCUAUCAUAGCUGCUUUCGUGUAUUAAAUAAUUGUUUAGAUGUAAUGUCAUUUUAAGGAAUAAGCUGCAUAUAAAUAAAAAUCAAGUUCAGCUA